UCGCAGAAGAUUAGUAAUGGAGCCAGCGACCGACGCGAACGGUCCAGUCAGAGGAGCAGCCAUGGAUCACCGCGAAGAUCACUCUACAACUUCUUUGCUGGAAUUAGUUCCAAGUCUGGAGCACUCGAUCGUUGGAAUACUCAAUCAUAACGGCGAGCUAAACGAGCAGGAUUCAGAUAGCGCUAAGAACGGUUGUGUAGACGGAAAGAGCUCCCCGACAGAGCACAGGAAGAUUGAUACUGUUUCUCUUGAUGAUGAAGAUAGAAAGGCUAGUGAUAGCCAAGGCGUCAAACAGAAGCGCCAUCGCACUCGUUUCACACCGGCUCAACUAAACGAGCUCGAGAGGUGUUUCGCUCGAACGCACUACCCAGACGUUUUCAUGAGAGAAGACCUCGCCGCGCGCAUUGGUCUGACCGAGUCGAGAGUUCAGGUCUGGUUUCAAAAUCGACGCGCUAAAUGGAAGAAACGAAAGAAGACAGCUGCAAUUCUUCGACCUCCUGCACCGAUUCUUCCGUCUCACAUGGCCCAGGCCUACAACCCCAGCCCCAUUGGCGACUCCUUAUGCACUUUCCACAAUGAUCACAGAUGGCCCAGCACAAUGGGCACGGCAAUGCCAACGAUGGCUCCAGUCACUACUCCUUCUCUUCCUCUCUCCCCACCGCAUCAUCCAUUCGCACAGACUGGACAUGAGGUUCUUCCACAGACAUACUCACACCAGGGUUCUAUGCCCAGAUCACAUUUGAGCAUGUCCAUCCAACAACAGGCCACCCCACCAGCCCAACAGACCUUUCAACAACCGUUUGGCGGGGCCAGGGAAAUGCCCAUUUCAUCUUCGCCUUCUCUACAAGAUAUCCAAUGCAGCAUUCCCAAUGGCGGAGAGUUGUGGCGUGGUUCAAGUAUAGCUUCGUUACGGAGAAAAGCCUUGGAACACAAGGCGGCUUUUACGUAUAGAUAAGUAAAAGGUUCAGUACCUCCUCUACGAUAUUGACAGAAUUACUGUCGCAAUAUUGAACCCUAAAUUAGUACAAGGGACAAAAAGAGAAUCACCGGACACUUCUUGUAACGUUUAGUUCAAUAUACCUACAAUUAAGAAAUUUCUAAAAUAUUUUAAAUUACCACUUUCUUUAUGUCGGGUUUGCCGAGAGAAAUUCUCAUCAUGUUUCUUCAUUUGCUUCUCAGACACAAGAUCAUCCAGUGAAAAUAUAGAUAUAUAGAAUUUUCUCGAAACUCUUUUUUCACCAUAUCAUUUGCCAAAGAAGCGGAAUCAAAAUUCAUAGCCAAGAAGAGCACGUAAUGAAAGGGUCAUUAACCUUGGACUGAUGAUUUAAUUGUUGCAAAGACAAAAGUUCCUCCAUCAAAAUUAUACAGAAAAUAUAGGAAUGUUUAGAUAGUUCCAUAUAGCACUAACUCGCUACUCUUUUCAUUUCAACAUUACUCAAAAUCUUAGCAUCGCAUUUUUUUUGUUUGUUUGUGUCAGCCAAGCUCGCCAGUUUGUCAAGUUUUAUCGCACAGAAACUUUGGAAUGAGUGUGAAUAUUGCUUCAAAUGCUAAACAAGGACGAAAUUUUUUGAGGCCCUUUUACCCGUGAAAUUGAACUUUGAAUCACGGCUUCGCUCCGAAAAAUGAAGAUUCCAUUCAUACUGUCAUUCCACCACAAAAAUUUCAACGUAAAUCGAACCAUCGAAAUUACAGACAAAUGACUGAAAGUUUCAGCAAACAUUUCAAAUAUUUCUCAAGAACUGUGAAGAGACCUACCUAUCUGUGAAGAAAUUUUUUUUCUCAUAAUCUUGAAUUUACAGAGAGUACUGUAAAACUGUUACCAACUAAAACGUAUGAGGUACAGACUAGACAAGGCUGGCUGGCAGGUGAGCCUCCAACCGGUCCAACACCACUGUGAUAAAUUUACGUUUGUUUAUGGCUCACAUGCUAUAAUAAAUUCCCUUCAAUUUUCCUUAUAUUGCAAAUACCAAAAAUUAAUUCAAACCUCAACAAGAAAAGACACAGACAGGAGAUACUUGUGUUCCCGAUUCAAUCAGUUCAUUCUUUUAUAAUUAUGUAAUGUCAUUUCAUAGAGAGAAAAGAAACACUCACAUGCUUCCAAUUAUGUUUUGGCUAAGACCCUGUAUAUAAUGAAAGAACUAUACUAUUGAUUAUACUGUCGCUAAAUAUACAUAUAAAUUUCCGCUGGAAACCCGUAUGGUAGUAUAAUAGAAGGAUUAAGGCAUUUCUGAGGUAAAAUAGUCAAUCAACUGAGCCUUUCCACAUCCUACAGACAACACUUCAACAGAUUUCAACUUACAAUAAUUCAGCGCGAUUUAGAAGAAUUUUCUCGACACCCAUUUAAUUCGAUAAUUGCAGUUCUCAUUUGACAAAUGCAAGCUAGUUAAUUUCCAAGGGCAACUUUUUUAUGACUUUACUUAAAGGGACGCUUUUAGGGUUGAACUUUGAUUCGAUUUCCAGAUGGAACUAAAUCAAUCUCACGAACAGCACAGUAUAUUCCAUGCAUAUCCAGGCACCAUAGUUACAACUUCAGGAAAAGCUAUGUUAGCCAAUUUUAUAUCUUUCUCAUUUUCUUUAUAUCAUUUUCAUAUCUUUCAUACGUUAAUCGCUCUCCCAACUAAAACAACUUCAACUGAUGAGGAAGAAAGCUUUCGCUUUUAUUUGAAAAAAAAAAAAAACUGAUCCACCAACAUGACAAACCAUUAAGAAAACUCUGCCUUGUCUCGGUUUGAUGGAAGAAGGUAUGUUCCAUCCACGUAUUCCAACCUAUCCUUUGACUUGCUGCGUAACAUCGCUACAAGCUUGACCUUUCAACUCUCUCUUUAUCAUCUUUGCGAACUUCAUGGGAUAAGUUGUGAAAAUUUAAACCUGUGCUUAGGAGAGAAUCGCUUUUAAAGUUGUUCAUUUACAAUUUGCACCUCAGUCGCAUAAAUUCUUCAAAAGCAUAGUAACGAAGACAAAAGGAACAUUUUCCCGCAACUACGUAAGAACAAUAAUAAAUAAAGGUAAAGUGGCCAGAAAGUCAUUAGGACGGGCACACAAUUACAAUAGAUUAUUUAAUUGCUAUUUAAGAUAGUAUAAACUAUUUAAGUUCUUUCUGCCUGUGAUAAAAUCACGGUGCGUAGGUAUUUUGGGAUCAACAUUUGCCUCGGGCAACAUUUUGAUUGACGACAGAGCGGGUCACCAAAGACUAAGAGCUUAUCAGGAGAAAUGGUCAAUCCAGCGUGUAAUUACUAAACGAAGUCCAAUUUCAAAUAAAGCUUUAUGACCUGA
Stylophora pistillata is the source of this 3273-nucleotide messenger RNA. Its product is annotated as homeobox protein orthopedia. Gene Ontology annotation, biological process: neuron differentiation; regulation of DNA-templated transcription. Gene Ontology annotation, molecular function: DNA binding; DNA-binding transcription factor activity, RNA polymerase II-specific. The record is from RefSeq and is a predicted model, not a curated record. Lineage: Eukaryota; Metazoa; Cnidaria; Anthozoa; Scleractinia; Pocilloporidae.